AUGUAUCGUGGUGGAUGGACUGAGGUUUCCUAUAAGAAACGGUUCGCCCCGAAAUGGGACACUUUUCCUUUUGGUGGUCGUAAUCGUAACCCGUCUGCCUCGCUAGGGGAAGUUACUUCUUUGUUCGUGUCGGAUUUUCCAGAAGGGACAACAGCUAAGGAUUUGUUUCAGCUUUUUGGGUGUUAUGGUUCGGUGGUGGAGGUGGCGAUUUCACCAAGGAGGAAUUCUUUUGGGAAACGAUUUGGCUUUGCUCGGUUUGUGGAGGUAAUCGACGGUAGACUCUUAGCUGUGCGUCUGGACAAUAUAAUUAUUGGUGGUAAGAAAAUACAUGUCAAUUUGCCAAGAUUCAAAAGGGAUUCUUACAGGAGAGUUAAGGGUCAUGGGGAGCCUGUGUUGGGCAAGAUUGGGGUUCCACGAAAUAGGUUUCACCCUGCCAGUAAUGGAAUUCCAAGGUCUGAGGCUCGGAAGGGCCACUCUUAUGCUGAGGUCGUGGGAGGGAGUCAUCAGGAUAACGAUUCGAAAGUAUCGGAGAACAUGUUGGUGCUUCAAUCAUCGGAAGCCUUAAGAGGCCGGUUGGAGAGAGCUUUUGUGGGCAAAGUCCGUAUUCCGGGAUCGGCUCAUAUCAUCCAAACUCAAUUCGAAAUGGAAGGAGUUUUCGCUGUUAAAGUGUCCCCUAUGGGUAGCAAUUGGUGUCUGCUAGAAGAAAAUGAGGAGGGCUUUAUUGAAGAUCUCAUUGGUGAAGGAGAGGUGUGGUGGAAGACUUGGUUUUUGGAGAUCAAAAAAUGGGAACCUGGUGCUGUAGAUCAGCAUAGAGAUGUGUGGAUUCGGAUUUACGGGAUCCCUCUCCAUGCUUGGAGUUCUGACUGUUUUACGGCAUUGGCUGAAUAA
Messenger RNA from Vicia villosa (hairy vetch), 888 nucleotides. RefSeq lists its product as uncharacterized. The record is from RefSeq and is a predicted model, not a curated record. The transcript has a single exon. Bases 1 to 888 code for a protein of 295 amino acids. Lineage: Eukaryota; Viridiplantae; Streptophyta; Magnoliopsida; Fabales; Fabaceae. Gene Ontology annotation, molecular function: RNA binding.